Molecule: messenger RNA, 1717 nt
Organism: Polistes canadensis
Lineage: Eukaryota; Metazoa; Arthropoda; Insecta; Hymenoptera; Vespidae
Product: N-alpha-acetyltransferase 30-like
Exons: 3
Coding region: 414-1184 (256 amino acids)
Biological process (GO): N-terminal peptidyl-methionine acetylation
Cellular component (GO): NatC complex
Molecular function (GO): protein-N-terminal amino-acid acetyltransferase activity
Source: RefSeq, a predicted model, not a curated record
UAAUCUCAAGGAAUUGAUUUGAUAAAAUUGUAUGAAAGCAUAUAACGUGUUAUUGGUUGAUUUACAAAAGCCUUUUCCGGAGCGGCAAAUAAAUGUGAAACGUUAACCGUAUGCAAUAGUAGCUUAAACAGUUAGUGUAGAAAAUCCAAUAUGGUGACAGUUGUAGAGCGGUUUUGGCUCUGUUCUCUAAUUUAAGAUAAGAAUUUAAGUAUAAUGCGACGAAAGUAAUAACAAUAAUGAAAAUUCGAUUGAAAACAUAGUGAUCAAUGAAAAAAUUCUCAUGUCAUAUAAAUAUAUUGUAUAGGUGAUCACUAAAAAAAUUCUAUUUCUCCAGGGACAGUGGCUGGAACUUUGCCACACACUUUUGUCCUUAGAGUUGUAUUUAAAGAUUGAAAAAAUUUCUUCAUUGAGAAAUGGAGUGUGUAAAAGUAGAAGGUGAUACGGAAACUAACGACACCGAUCCUACGAAAAGCAAAAUUAAAGAUAAAAAUGAAAGUUGUGUAACAGAUGUUUUGGCCUUAGAUAUUAACAAUCGUUUGACUCUUGCAACAACUGAAAUUUCCGAAGAACCUCAUACAAAUGGUAUUUCUCAAGAAAACGGUCUAUGCGAUUCUUUUUCUAGAACAACCGAUUCAUCCAAUCAUCCUCCACAAUCUCAAACAAUGGAAACUAGUCAUUUAAAUCAACAUGAAAAAAUGGAAACACUAUCCUCGGAAAGUAAUGAUAAUGAUAUUGAAUAUGUUAGUUAUACGAGCGAACUUCAAAUGCCUGAUAUAAUGAAAUUGAUACAAAAAGACUUAAGUGAACCAUAUUCUAUUUACACGUAUAGAUAUUUUAUCCAUAACUGGCCGAAGUUGUGCUUCCUGGCAAUGCAUGGCGACGAGUGCGUUGGCGCCAUUGUCUGCAAACUGGACAUUCACAGAAAGGUUAUUAAACGUGGAUAUAUUGCGAUGCUAGCAGUCGAUGUUAAAUAUCGAAAACGCAAGAUUGGAUCUAAUUUAGUGAGGAGGGCAAUACGUGCAAUGGUAGAGGAUGAUGCUGAUGAAGUAGUAUUAGAGACUGAAAUAACUAAUCGACCAGCCCUACGGUUAUAUGAAAAUUUGGGAUUUGUGCGUGACAAACGAUUGUUUCGAUAUUAUUUAAAUGGAGUGGAUGCUUUACGACUGAAAUUAUGGUUUAGAUGAAAACCGCCAGAGUGCUUAUGCCAAUAGGAACUUAAAUAAUUGCAGUGUUAUUGAGCAAAAGAUUAACAUCCUUUCUCGAGCAGAUAUAUAACAGCGUUAAUGCCACAGGGAUUAAUGUCUACGCACAAUUUCUUUAUAUUUACUUUUCAUCAAGUUGUAAUAAUAAUAAUAGAUUGCAUAAGUAUUUAUGCUAUCAUAGACUAGAAAUAUUUAUAAAAAAUUGUGCAACACGACAAAAUUUACUCGAAUAUACAUAAAGUCAUUUAUAUCUAACAUUAAUCAAUAUUAAAAUUUUGGCAUAAUUUAAUUCUUGAUAAAAAUUGAUAAUCUCUUUUCAUUAAAGUUAUUAUAUAUGUUAAUUUUUAAGUUUUUCUCAGAUCGUUAAUUAACAAUAAUCGCUAUGGCAUUGAUGCUGAUCUUUUAUAUAGAUUUCAAUUAAAGCCUAUGACUCUACAUAAAUCUGAAAAAGUGAUAGGAUGGAAUAAAUCCAGACUGUGAAAGAAAAAAAAAAUAAAUAUAUAUAUAUAUAUAUA